CAGCUUCAAUUUUGACUCUCCUCCAAAACAGAGAGACAAAGUAAGCCAAGCGUCAUUGUUCUAGUCCACUACCACGUUUAAGCUCGACGCAUAGAGAAGAAGAAGAAGAAGAAGAAGAAGAAGAAGAAGAAGAAGGAUCCUUCAAGGCUCUCCUUCGUCUUCUUCAACUACUAGAAAACGAACUUCAUUUUCGAUUCAAUUGCAUUGCGUUAGCGAAAUUCUGGUGUUUCGAUUUGAUCAGAUCUUCGAUUUCAAAAUCGAAGAAUUUUGAUCGGUUGGAGAUGGUUUUGGAGGAGAAAGAUGCAUCUGAUUGGAUUUAUAGAGGAGAAGGUGGUGCUAAUCUCGUUCUUGCUUACGCUGGAUCUUCUCCGCUUUUUGUGGGGAAAGUGAUUCGUAUACAGAAGGCUCGGAGGAAUGAUAAAGCACAUAUGACUGCGAAUGGCGUUGUUUCGGUUUUAACAAGCGAUGAGCAACUUCUGUGGAGGGAAAACAAGGAGCUUAUUUCAUCACCGAACAAGGAAGUUCUUGAACAGAGAUAUGUUAAGCAUGUGAUUAUUCCACUCUUGGGUCCUAAACAUGUUGAUGCAGGAGUACGUGUUUCUGUGUCCAAGGAAUUUCUUGAGUGUGUUGAUAAGAAAGUUACUAAGCAGCGUCCGCUAUGGCGUGUUAAUGCAGCACAUGUUGAUACCAGUCAUGAUUCUGCCCUUAUUUUGAAUGAUCAUUCACUUUUCUCUCAUGGUAUUUUUAGCAUUGGUGAUUGCAUUAGUGUUGAAAUAAAGUAGCCCAAAUGCGGAUUUCUUCCAACCUCAAGG
This is a messenger RNA of Arabidopsis lyrata subsp. lyrata, 812 nucleotides long. Its product is annotated as inositol-pentakisphosphate 2-kinase. Gene Ontology annotation, molecular function: inositol-1,3,4,5,6-pentakisphosphate 2-kinase activity; ATP binding. Gene Ontology annotation, biological process: inositol phosphate biosynthetic process. Gene Ontology annotation, cellular component: nucleus. NCBI's taxonomy places the organism in Eukaryota, Viridiplantae, Streptophyta, Magnoliopsida, Brassicales, Brassicaceae. The record is from RefSeq and is a predicted model, not a curated record. The coding region runs from base 282 to 782 and encodes 166 amino acids. The transcript has 5 exons.